This is a messenger RNA of Benincasa hispida (wax gourd), 904 nucleotides long. Its product is annotated as ribonuclease MC-like. The record is from RefSeq and is a predicted model, not a curated record. Gene Ontology annotation, molecular function: RNA binding; ribonuclease T2 activity. Gene Ontology annotation, cellular component: extracellular region. Gene Ontology annotation, biological process: RNA catabolic process. NCBI's taxonomy places the organism in Eukaryota, Viridiplantae, Streptophyta, Magnoliopsida, Cucurbitales, Cucurbitaceae.
UGUUAUGUGUCCAUGAAUCUCAAGCCAAAACUAGUACUAUGAUGAGAAAGAAAGCAAGUGUGUUCCUUGUGAGUCUAUUUCUUUCGAUAGCUUUGUCCAAACAAGAUGCCUUUGACUAUGUUCAAGUGGUGUAUGAAUGGCAACCAGCCAUAUGCAACCUUGGAAAGAGCUGCAAAAUACAACCCGAGAACGAGUUUGGCAUUCAUGGUGUAUGGCCUAGCGUCUACUCCAAGGGACAAAUUGGACCUUGCUCUGGCCCUUCUUUUGACCCCCUCAAAAUCGUCUCAUUGCAAGACCGGAUGAGCCAAUACUGGCAAGACCUGGAGAAUGGGAACCCGAUAGAAGCGUGGGCGAGUAAGUGGGCAAUCCACGGGACUUGCUCGGCGACCGUGUUUGAUGAGUUCAAGUAUUUCUGCUUGGGUUUGGACACCUACGGCCGCCAUGCCAUGUUGUCAUUUCUAGUCCAUGGAGGUUUGGUUCCCAGCUCUAGCAAGUAUCUAGACAAGACUAGCUUUGUCAAAGCCAUCGCCGACAUGACCUCGAAGAAGGGUGGCGUUAUCUGCGCCGUUGAUCAACGUGGCCGGACACAACUUCAGAAGGCAGUUUUAUGUUACGCCAAAGAUGGUGAUACUCUCAUCGACUGCCCAGAUAAUGUUAGUAGUUCCUGCCCUGAUAACUUCUUGUGGCUUGCCUUGGGCGAUUGAGUUAUGUAAUGGAAGCUUAUAAAAGUAUUAUAAGCUAAGCUAAUAUACGUAGUUAAUCUAUAGUUAAUGAAUAAAACUAUUCUUCUGCCCAUCAUGCCUAGCUAUGUAGCAAAAUGAGGCAGAAGGGGAAGCUUUGUGUUUAUUUCCAUGAUGGUUAUAAUCUAAUUGCAUAUGGAUCUUUGAGUUUGAAUUUCACCUUU